Messenger RNA from Dinoponera quadriceps, 2062 nucleotides. RefSeq names its product retinal dehydrogenase 1-like. The coding region runs from base 503 to 1963 and encodes 486 amino acids. The transcript is spliced from 14 exons. Lineage: Eukaryota; Metazoa; Arthropoda; Insecta; Hymenoptera; Formicidae. Gene Ontology annotation, molecular function: aldehyde dehydrogenase (NAD+) activity. The record is from RefSeq and is a predicted model, not a curated record.
GUCAUGUAUUUUCUGCGCUUAAAAUAAAAUGGUAGAUACUUGUGAAGAGAAAAAUAGAAACAAAAACGUCGUAUCAACGGUACAUCAAAUUAAGAAAGUAUUAGAAUAAAAGAAAAGAAAGGGAACACUACAUGGAAAUGUAAACUACAUGGAAAUAAUUUCAUCUCCUUGAUCUUCUCUUGUGCAUGCGAUUGUAUGAACAAAUCUUACGCGAAGUAAUUCAACCUCCAAUUGCCGAAGAACGUCUUGCAUCAGCCGACUUUUUCCUGGCAGUCUCACUGGCGUUCAAACCUUCUUGCGUGAAGUGUUCGUGACUUGUAGGCGUUGAUUGACUGAUGCGAAGGAAAAAGGAAGGAAAGGAUACGCAGAACGAUAACGGUUUCUAUCACGAGCCAAAUAUAAAUCACCACGAUACUAGCGACGGUGUAUAGUCGAAUAAACUCACCAAAAUCGAACUACUUACUCGUUGACCGUUGCCGAGGAAGGAUAUACCGGAGUUAAGAUGGCAAAACAAGUACAAGUUAAAUAUACACAACUUUUUAUCAACAAUGAAUUUGUGGAUUCUGUGAGCGGCCGUAAAUUUUCUACAAUAAACCCUGCCAAUGGCGAAGUCAUCGCCGAAAUUUCAGAAGGAGAUAAGGCUGACGUAGACAAGGCGGUAGAAGCCGCCAAACGGGCAUUUGACAGAAAGUCAGAAUGGCGUAAGAUGAGUCCAUAUGCUCGUGGACAACUUAUUCACAAGUUCGCAGAUCUUAUCGAACGUGACUUGGAUUAUAUCGCGACUCUCGAGACUCUCGAUAAUGGAAAGACCUAUAAGAAUGCCGUCGAUGAUAUAUAUGCAAGUGUCGCCUUUUUACGUUAUUAUGCAGGAUGGUGUGAUAAAAUAGUCGGAACUACUAUACCGUCAGAUGCCGACAACUUUACAAUGACUCGAAAAGAACCGAUCGGUGUUGUUGGACAAAUUAUCCCUUGGAAUUAUCCCUUCAUGAUGCUUUCUUGGAAAUGGGGCCCUGCAUUAGCUACUGGAUGUACUAUUAUCUUAAAACCGGCAGAACAAACACCAUUGACUGCACUUUAUGCGGCUGCUCUUGCUAAGGAGGCAGGAAUACCGGCAGGUGUUGUAAAUGUCAUCCCAGGUUACGGUCCAACUGCUGGUGCAGCUAUUUCCGAACACCCGGAUAUCCGCAAAGUCGCUUUUACCGGAUCCACCGAGGUCGGACAGAUCGUAAUGGCAGCCGCUGCUAAAAGUAAUCUUAAGCGUGUCAGCCUCGAAUUAGGUGGCAAGAGUCCGCUCAUCAUUUUUGACGAUGUUGAUGUGGAAGAAGCUGCGAAAAUCGCGCACGAAGCGUUGUUUAGCAACCACGGGCAAAAUUGUUGCGCAGGGUCGCGUACAUUCGUGCAUUCAAAGAUAUACGACGAGUUUGUGAAACAUGCCAAGCAAUUGGCACUCGAUAGAAAAGUAGGAGACCCAUUCGAUUCUAAAAUAGAACAAGGCCCACAGGUCGAUCAAGAUAUGUUUGACAAAGUAAUGGGCUUAAUCACUUCCGGCAAACAACAGGGCGCUGUUGUGGAAACUGGCGGAGAACGCAAGGGUACUGUUGGCUUUUUCGUAAAACCUACGGUCUUCUCGAACGUAACUGAUGACAUGAGAAUUGCUAAAGAAGAAAUUUUUGGACCGGUCCAAUCGAUUUUAAAGUUUGACACUAUGGAUGAAGUAAUCGAUCGUGCGAAUCGCACUAAUUACGGACUUGCUUCUGGUAUAAUCACUAAGGAUAUUAAUAAAGCUUUGACAUUCGCUCAAGCUGUGGAAGCAGGUAGUGUUUGGGUGAAUUGUUACGAUGUUAUUUCACCUCAAUCACCAUUUGGUGGAUUUAAACAAUCUGGCAUGGGACGGGAAUUGGGUGAAGAAGGUUUAAAGGAAUAUCUCGAGAUUAAAACAAUUAACAUUAAGAUUGCAAAUUGAUUUUCGUUUGAUAAACGGAAAUUAAUAUUCGAAUAUAUAUGAUGCCUCCAAAUGGCAUGUUACCCACAAUUCUCACAUUUUUAUUACUUACUAAUAACU